GAUUAAUUCCAUUAAAUCUUAAACUUAUUUCGAGUGUACAAUCCAGUAGUUCCGAAUUAAGAAGAUCGCCAUGAAGCUCAGCAACUUGUUCAUCUUUGCAGUAGUAGCUACUGUACUAUUUUCGUCAUCAUCUUCAGGAAAAGCUUACGCUUUUACUGACGACUGUUGGAGAUGGAUGCGAUCAUGGCUUCCAAUACCCUGCGCUUCUAAUAAAGAUUGUACUGAUGUUUUGUCAUGUUCAAAAGAUGAAAGAUGCGUAAAUCCAUGCGGUUCAAUAACAUGCAAAGCUAAUGAGACAUGUGUUGCAAAAAAUCAUGCCGGUACUUGUUCAGUGAAAGAUAAGUCAUUCUCUAGUUGCGGAUGGGAUCCUUGUUGUUAUUUAGGAUGGUGACCAUUUUGAAUGCGAAAUUAUUUAAAAACAUCAUAUUAGAUCGAUUCAAUUUGUGAUACUUUCUUUGUACCACACGCUGUAAAAAUGCCAUGUGAUAACAACUUUGGUUGGCAUAGGACAGUGACGUCACAGGCAUAACAAAUAUGGAUUUCUAUCUAAUUAAACUGGCACAUUAGUUACUAACCUCCUUCAAUUUCAAUGAAAUAGCAGUAGAAUAAUUCUAGUAGACAUUUUCUUUAUGGUAAUUUUUAAGCAUUUUCUAAAAAAAUUAUUGUAUGCAUGUAACCCGUUGUAAAAAAUUCAAGUUUUUAUGAAUUUUAAGAAGCAAAUAAAAGUAUAAAAUAUAACGUGAACGAGUUGUGUACUUUUU
Messenger RNA from Microplitis mediator, 761 nucleotides. RefSeq lists its product as uncharacterized. NCBI's taxonomy places the organism in Eukaryota, Metazoa, Arthropoda, Insecta, Hymenoptera, Braconidae. The transcript has 3 exons. The record is from RefSeq and is a predicted model, not a curated record. The coding region runs from base 71 to 391 and encodes 106 amino acids.